Mytilus trossulus (common blue mussel) is the source of this 1277-nucleotide messenger RNA. RefSeq lists its product as uncharacterized. Lineage: Eukaryota; Metazoa; Mollusca; Bivalvia; Mytilida; Mytilidae. Bases 244 to 894 code for a protein of 216 amino acids. The transcript has a single exon. The record is from RefSeq and is a predicted model, not a curated record.
UCACGACACCGCGCAAAAUAGGAAAUUCCCAAUUUCCACUCAAGAUUACGAAACUUUUCAUUUUUGUUUACAGGAGAAAUGAUGAUGAUGUGUGUAUUUGAUAUCACAAAAUUUCCAAGCAUAUGUAUAUAAGAGCAGUUGUUAGUCGAUAUUUUCUGCACAGAGAUAGAGAGAACAAGACAUUUAUAGUUGAAAUCUAUAAAUAGCUUUAUAUCGACCUACUUUCGUUUUAACCUCAGCAGAAUGUCACUAGAGUUGCUUCUUGCGUGUGUUUCAGAAGACAAACAGAGUGAAGUUGAAAGUUUGUUUAGUGAAAAAGGACUUGUAGAAACUAUAUGUCAUUUAUGGGAAAACAUUUGGACAGAAGACGAAAAGCUGAAAGCGGAAAAUGAUACUAAAAAUCGAAACGAGGAAAGCAAGUAUUAUAAACUUUUAUUCAUUGAAUUUAACAUCAAAGAACAUUAUGAGCAAGUAGACUCACAUAGACAUUUUGUGCAGAAAGCUUAUAACAGACUUAAAGAUUUCGUCCCAAAUAUGCUAAAAGAUGAUGCUGAAAAACACGAUCUUUCCAAAUACGACUUUUCUCAGGCUAUAGGAUAUACUGUCCGUUGGGUUCAUAUGAUCGACAAUGAUGCAUGGAAGAAAUCAUUAGAUGACCACUACAAACGUGAACACCACCAUCCACAAAAUUUUGGUCAAGAACGAAUGUCGCAAAGGUUCUUAGAAGAAAGUCUCAUUGAUAUGGUCGGCAGUCGAUGGGAAAGAAAUCUGAAAGGCGAUGAAAAUGCAAAGAAUUCUGACCUCGUGGAUUUUCACCCUCAAUACCUUACUAGAUACCACAAGGAUGAUUUGGAAGUUGUAAGUGAACUCAUCAAUAAAAUCAAGGAAUCCUAACAAUGUAAAAAAACAAGUGAUUACAGACCAUUACAGCAGGCCUACGUAAAUCGAUAUUAUUAACUAGUCAUUUAUAUAUUAUGUUAGCACUCGAGCGAUUUUUACAAGCACUGUUAUUUUAGCCAAGUUUAAUGAAAAUAAACCAUGUUGAACGAUGAUGAAUAAAUCGAAAUCGCUAUAGGACGGACCAAACUUCCAUCAGAUAGUGGUAUAAAGACAUGUGUUCUGCAUGUGAUUCCAAGUUUUAUUUUAUUUCCUUCUAUUUGUGCAAACACAUUGUUGUACCUACACCAAUGUAAGAUAAGAUUUAUAUAUUUUUUUAAUAUAUACGAUAAUAAAACUUAGUAUUGAGUUUGGUAAAAUAAUUGUUAUUUUAUAUGAAU